Drosophila erecta is the source of this 1161-nucleotide messenger RNA. Its product is annotated as putative gustatory receptor 36b. Gene Ontology annotation, biological process: sensory perception of taste. NCBI's taxonomy places the organism in Eukaryota, Metazoa, Arthropoda, Insecta, Diptera, Drosophilidae. The record is from RefSeq and is a predicted model, not a curated record. Gene Ontology annotation, cellular component: membrane.
AUGGUCGAUGGGGUCGGUUUGUUGCUGAGGGCAGUCCAAACUUACUGCUACUUGAUAGGGUUAAGUAACUUUGAGUACGACUGCAGAACAGGACGCGUAUUUACAACGUGGCGAUGUACUAUUUACGCCCUUAUGGUGAACAUCCUUUUUUCGAUGUCAACUAUUUAUUCUUUUACCGCUCAUAGCAAUACCAGUGUAGUCUUUCAAAGCGCAAAUAAGUUGCAUGAAUAUGUUAUCAUCAUAAUGUCCGGCCUGAAGAUCGCGGCGGGGCUAAUUACCUUGCUUAAUAGAUGGCUGCAGCGUGACCAAAUGAUGCACCUGGUGAAGGACGUCAUCCGUCUAUAUCUGAUCAAUCCGCAGUCGAAGAAUUUGACUCGCUGGGGAAUUCUACUGAAAGUCUUCAUUAGCUUGGCAAUGGAUCUCUUUCAAGUGGCACUCUCCGUGAAUGUAUUGGACCACCAGGGAACCGCAGAAACCAUGGACUUGGCUGUAAAAAUGUGCGUUUCGUUCAUCAUGAAUUUGGCCAUAUCACAGCACUUUUUAGUAAUGCUUUUCAUUCGGGCACAAUAUCGGAUUGUAAACGCAAAGCUGCGAAAGGUGAUCGAGGAAAGCAGGAGGUUGAGCUUCCUGCAGCAGCGGAAUGGAGCAUUCAUGACGAGGUGCUGCUAUCUAUCUGAUCAGUUGGCAGAUAUAGGGCAAGUCCAGAGCCAACUACAGUCCAUGUUGGGCCAACUGGGAGAGGUAUUCGGCCUGCAAGCUGAAUACUACAUGUCCAUUGUGGGCACAUCUUAUAUGUCGUAUAGCAUAUAUAAGUAUGGGCACCAUAAUCUGAAAAUAUCUGCCAAGACCUCCAUCAUCGCCUGCAUUUGGAUUACCCUAUUUUACCUUGAUGCCGUGAUCAAUUCCAAAAAUGUGCUCUAUGUGUUGGACCAUCACAAGGAGUUUUUGGUUCUAUUAGAGGAACGAACGCUGUUUGCUUCUAACUUGGACGUUCGCCUGGAGGAAUCCUUUGAAAGUCUGCAGUUGCAGCUAGUUCGAAACCCGUUAAAAAUCAAUAUAAUGGGCUUGUUCCCUAUCACGCGAGGCUCAAUUGCGGCUAUGUGCGGUUCUAUUAUAGUGAAUUCGAUUUUUCUAAUACAAUUUGACAUGGAAUUCUUUUGA